Molecule: messenger RNA, 581 nt
Organism: Anopheles maculipalpis
Lineage: Eukaryota; Metazoa; Arthropoda; Insecta; Diptera; Culicidae
Gene: Spase22-23
Product: signal peptidase complex subunit 3
Exons: 4
Coding region: 6-545 (179 amino acids)
Biological process (GO): protein targeting to ER
Cellular component (GO): membrane; signal peptidase complex
Source: RefSeq, a predicted model, not a curated record
CCGAAAUGCAUACUGUAAUGACCCGCGGUAACGCGAUUUUAGCGUACUCGCUGAGUGUCCUUUCGGUGCUUACUUUCUGCUGCUUUGCUUCCACCUUCUUUUACGAUUAUCGUACGGAUGCCCGGAUCAGCACGGUGAAGGUGCUGGUGAAAAAUGUGCCGGAUUUCAGUGCUUCCCGGGAAAAGAAUGAUCUUGGCUUCAUCACAUUCGAUCUCGCAACCGAUCUAAACCCGCUGUUUAACUGGAACGUAAAGCAACUGUUCCUGUACCUAACCGCAGAGUACACCACGGAACAGAACGCACUGAACCAGGUGGUACUGUGGGAUAAGAUUAUUCUGCGCGGCGAGAACGCUAACCUGGACUUUAAGAACAUGAACACGAAGUAUUAUUUCUGGGACGAUGGAAACGGUUUGAAGGGCCAUCGGAAUGUAACGUUAACGCUAUCGUGGAACAUCAUCCCCAACGCUGGACUAUUGCCGAGCGUAUUCUCCCAUGGGCAGCAUUCGUUCAAGUUCCCUGAAGCCUAUAUUGAGUCUCCGGUCUAGUAGUUAAGCCGAUAAGCAAGCUGGGGGCAGUCUGUU